Messenger RNA from Arabidopsis thaliana (thale cress), 2075 nucleotides. Its product is annotated as Nucleotide-sugar transporter family protein. The record is from RefSeq and is marked reviewed. NCBI's taxonomy places the organism in Eukaryota, Viridiplantae, Streptophyta, Magnoliopsida, Brassicales, Brassicaceae. The transcript is spliced from 7 exons. Gene Ontology annotation, cellular component: Golgi membrane. Gene Ontology annotation, biological process: UDP-galactose transmembrane transport. The coding region runs from base 287 to 1294 and encodes 335 amino acids.
AGAAAUAAAAAACUUAAAAUAGUAACAAUUAACGAUUUUGCUUUAAACAUACACUCUCUUGUCACUCCACGAGCCCUACGCUUCCCAACCGCCUGCCUUUUUCAGAUUACCUCCGGUUUCUACCACUCUCGCCGUCGCCGUCACCGGUACUCCGAUCACCUCCGCACGAUUCAUUUCCUAUUUGCAUUUUUCACCUCUCUAGCGGAAAGUGAGUCUUCUCGAGAAUGGGAGAUUGAAGAAGUAAGAGAUUCACUGAUUGAGGAAGAGAGAAAGUUAGUUCAGAAAAAUGGCUCCAGUGAGUAAAGCUGAUAAGAAGGCAGCCGUAGAUGCUGCUGCGUGGAUGUUCAAUGUCGUCACUUCUGUUGGUAUCAUCAUUGUUAAUAAAGCUUUAAUGGCGACUUAUGGUUAUAGCUUUGCUACAACGUUAACUGGUUUACAUUUCGCUACAACGACUCUGAUGACGCUUGUUUUAAGAUGUCUUGGUUACAUUCAGCCUUCUCAUCUUCCGUUUACGGAGCUUUUGAGAUUUAUUCUGUUUGCUAAUUUCUCCAUUGUUGGAAUGAAUGUCAGUCUUAUGUGGAACUCUGUUGGUUUUUAUCAGAUUGCUAAGCUCAGCAUGAUUCCUGUAUCUUGUUUGUUGGAAAUGGUUUUCGAUAAGAUUCGUUAUUCCAGAGAUACAAAGCUUAGCAUAGGACUGGUUCUUGUGGGUGUUGGUGUUUGCACUGUUACUGAUGUUAGUGUAAACACUAAAGGAUUUGUAGCCGCUUUCGUUGCUGUGUGGAGUACUGCUCUGCAACAAUACUAUGUACAUUACCUUCAGCGCAAGUACUCGCUUAACUCAUUCAACCUAUUGGGACAUACCGCUCCAGCCCAAGCCGCAACAUUACUGGUAGUUGGCCCGUUUCUUGAUUAUUGGCUGACAGAAAAAAGAGUAGACAUGUACGAUUACAACUUGGUUUCAGUGCUGUUUAUAACCCUGUCGUGCACAAUAGCGAUUGGAACCAACCUAAGCCAGUUCAUCUGCAUCGGAAGAUUCACAGCUGUAUCGUUCCAAGUGCUGGGACACAUGAAGACGAUCCUGGUGCUGAUAAUGGGCUUCUUCUUCUUUGGUAGAGAAGGUCUUAACUUGCACGUGGUUGUUGGAAUGAUAAUUGCAGUACUGGGUAUGAUCUGGUACGGUAAUGCCUCUUCGAAGCCAGGAGGCAAAGAGCGACGAAACUAUUCUCUUCCAACUACCCGUCAACAGAAACUCGGAGCUGCUUCGGAUUCUGACGACAACGAAGACAAAGCCUAGUAGCUCUGAUGUGUGCAGCCACUCGGAAAAACUGGUGGGCAAUGGAGAAUACUUUGAUCUGGUUUGAUCCCUAGCUAUCUAACUCAUCUAUUCACUGCCUUAUGGAGAGUAAAGGCUUGUCCCAAGUUCAAGAACUUUUAUAGUGGUAUGACUAAAAGUCUUUCUAUCUCAGUUAAUCUUUGCUUAUAGGAACCUAUCAAGGGAUUCACCAUCUGCAAGAUGGCACUCACGCAAGGAGACUGUUAAUUACUUACUCUUUACAUGCCCUUUAUGCAAGAUUAACUUGAUCACUAUCACCUAUCCCAAUUCCUCCUAGAGGUGAACUGGCGUUCCCUAUUUGCAAACUUCUAUCAGCUGUGAUACUUCUCCCUGAAGGACUCUCCACCAGAGAAGCAGAUACACAACUUAUAUCCAUGGAUCUUAUGGAGGCUCUGUGAAUCAAAGAACACUUCCAUAAUAGAAGGUCACGACUAUUCAGCUAAGGAAACAGCAGAGAAGGCAUUAGAGUGGCGCUCACCGCUCACCUCGAACAGUAGAUGAAUGCAGAAGUAGAAGCAUUAUGUUUGGGCAGUUCUUCGUAUCGUUUCUGAUCCAAUGCUCAAAAUGUCUUACAAGCCGCAAGCUUGGCACUCUCCAACCAAACUAUUAAGACAUUGCAGUCUGAAGUGAGAAAUUUGAAAUAAUAACAGCCUCGAUCAAGUAAUGCCGUAGCUGAGUGAGUACCAAAUUUUUCUCUCUUUAUGCUCUUUGUUGCAAGGUUACACACUUUAGUACAAAAAUA